Molecule: messenger RNA, 2538 nt
Organism: Equus caballus (horse)
Lineage: Eukaryota; Metazoa; Chordata; Mammalia; Perissodactyla; Equidae
Gene: C5H1orf21
Product: chromosome 5 C1orf21 homolog
Source: RefSeq, a predicted model, not a curated record
GUGCACACCUCUUGACCGAGUCAGCAGGAAGGUCGAUUUUCUUUGUGUUUAAAGAAAAAAAAAUGUCCCCGUGUCUGUAGAGAUGAUUUGCAGUUCAGCCCGGCUGAAGCUGACCGAAUGAGACUAUGGGCUGUGCCUCUGCCAAGCAUGUUGCCACUGUUCAAAAUGAAGAGGAAGCCCAGAAGGGGAAAAACUACCAGAACGGAGAUGUGUUUGGCGAUGAGUAUAGGAUCAAACCGGUGGAAGAGGUCAAAUACAUGAAAAAUGGGGCAGAAGAGGAGCAGAAAAUAGCAGCCAGGAACCAAGAAAAUUUGGAAAAAAGUGCCAGUUCAAAUGUAAGACUUAAAACCAAUAAAGAGAUUCCAGGAUUAGUUCAUCAACCCAGAGCAAACAUGCACAUCUCUGAAAGCCAACAAGAAUUCUUCAGAAUGCUGGAUGAAAAAAUUGAAAAGGGUCGAGAUUACUGUUCGGAAGAAGAGGAUAUCACAUAGCACCAAUUCUCCCACUCAAACCCGGAGCUACUACUGUGUAAAUAGGUUACACCCCAGUUGAAAUCUUUGCAAAGGUCGGUUCUCUUCAAUGAACAGCACUAUAGCAAAAGAAGAUCGUUCCAUAUCGUAUGCCCCAUUAAAUUACAGUGUUUCUUAAAGAACUUGCAAAGGAAUAUUGCUAAAAUCAAACAAAAAACUGUUAUUGAACUUUCUUUGUUGCUGCUAGUUAAAACUUGUUGCAACUUUUCACUUCUCGUGUCCAGGUAUGCAGCAAAAUUCUGCAAUUUCACCUUAAAGAUCCUGUUGGUUUUACAGAUGCUCUCCGACCUAUUUUCUAUAAGAUGAGGUAGUGGUGAACUCAGAUAUCAGACUUUAUUCUAGACGGUUCCGCUUCUAAGACAAGCAUCUCCUUCCCCCCUCCCUUGCUGUCUCUCCCGAGCGGUCCAGAGCCUUGCUUCUCACUGGCAAUGUUGCGCUUUAGAGAUGGGAUGGUUGCUAUGGCAAGCUUUGUUUCUCUGCUAAGAAGCAGCAGAGAAGCUAUUAUAGGUUAAAAGCAUGUUGUGACAUGACUCCUGGAAGUGACAUAGGAGCGAGCAGCGGGUUCUUUCAUUUACUAGGUAUCUUAAUCAAGGAUUAAGCUUGCAACAUUGGCUUUGCUCAGACGCAGACGGAAGUGUGAUCACAAUCAUUUCGAAUCCCUCUUCCCCACUUUUUUUUCUAAGAAAAUAAACAUUUUACUGUUUUUAUGUAUCCUUGUCUUCUCCCAUUCAUCCAGUUCAGUGUUUUGUGAUGAUCCUGGGUGUGGAAGUUGAGCCCUCCUUUGCAGUGACACCAAGAAUUGAUCUUCGUGGCUCCCUACCCUCCCAUUAGUAAUCCACCAAGCCUCGGCAGGGCUGUGAGUGGUCAGAAGAGAUGAGGGGAGCUCUCAGGACUUUUCAGGAGCCCUGAAACCACCCCGUUACCUUUCAUUUCGUUAGCAAAUAAACCAUCCUACUGCCUCAUUCUCUCCCUUCGAAAUGUCACGUGAGCCUUGCCUCUUCCUUGUCUGCUCGCUCGCAGCACUGGAUAGUGAGUGAGAAUUGUUUGCCUUCUGGAAAACAUGGUACCUUUACACUGGUGAUGAUCUUUGGAGAUGCACAGGCCAAAGCCCCAGGGCAGAAGUGGGAAUGUUAACUGUGGGUUUGGUAGAGUUUAUUUUUCCAUAUUCUAUGAAGAGAAUGAUCUCUUCUGAAAGACAGAAGUAAUAUUUUUAACAAAUGUUGUCACAAGUAAAUAGCAAUCAAAAGGAGAAAAUAACUUUUGUAUUUUUUUAACGCAUUUGAUAGCUUUGCCGAGGGUUCUCUUUGUUACUUUCAGGGGAGGGCGCCCUAUUAAAUGCUAUGCCAGCGGUCCAGGUUUGGGUUUGUCCCACAAAAACACAGAAGGAGCACCGGAGGUUUCUCUCUUUGGGGUUGUGAAUACAAAGGGCCUCCAUAUCGGGCCACACUGCCAACCUCCGAAGAUGGGUUAGUUACUAUGUUCUGGGUAGUCAGAGAGGUCACCUGCCACAGAAUAGAAGAAGCUCUAUUUGUUCUUGCUGAGAUGAGCCUGGACUUUAAAAUCCAUCCACACAAUUGAUGGCACCAUUGAUGUGCUAAUGGUGAGAUUCCUUAUCUCCUUUUAGACCCCGGGCACAAAAGUGAGAGGAAGGAAACUCAGUCCAGAGCUAUUGAAAAUGGACUCAAAUGUUAGCAACAAAAGCCCUUAAUUCUUUCAGCCAACAGCAGCUAUUCUGGGGAGCAGCUGUGGUUGUUACAUAAAUAGAGACACAGCCCAAAUGUAAGGCUUUUUAUCCUGCUUCAAGCAGAAAAAUGCAAGGAGAGUCAAGUCGCCUAAGGUUUUAAGUUCCCUCCCUUUGUAUGGUUUUUGGCCAAGUGACUAAAAUAGUUUUCCUCAACUGUAAACGAACUGCUAAGCCCCACCUCAAACUCGGCCCCUCCAGACUUUGUUCACUGUUAUGUGGAUGACCUUUUCCCUGGAUUUCUUGUUCUGAUCAAGCAAGAAUGAA